CAUUUCCUUCUCUUUCUUUCUCUCUCUCUCUCUCUCUUCUCGUUUUAAAAUAUCUCUUAGUCGGGAUCUUGAGACUUGAGUCUUUAUUGAGUCUAAGACUCCUUCUCAAGAAAACCCCAAUUUUUUGAAAAUUAGGGUUUUCCCGAAAUAAAAAUUCAAAAAAUAAAAAUAAAAAUAAAAAUGAGAGAAAUUAUAAGCAUUCAUAUAGGUCAGGCUGGAAUUCAAGUUGGUAAUUCUUGCUGGGAGCUUUAUUGUCUCGAACAUGGCAUUCAGCCUGAUGGUUUGAUGCCCAGUGAUAACACAGUUGGUGUUGGGCAUGAUGCUUUUAACACAUUCUUUAGUGAGACUAGUGCUGGAAAGCAUGUCCCCCGUGCCGUCUUUGUCGAUCUCGAACCCACUGUUAUUGACGAGGUUAGAACCGGAACCUAUCGUCAGCUUUUCCAUCCCGAGCAGCUUAUUUCCGGAAAGGAAGAUGCUGCCAAUAACUUUGCUAGGGGACAUUAUACUGUUGGAAAGGAGAUCGUCGAUUUAUGUCUUGACCGAGUUAGGAAAUUAGCUGACAAUUGCACUGGUUUACAAGGCUUUUUGGUCUUUAACGCUGUGGGUGGUGGUACUGGUUCUGGUUUGGGAUCCUUGUUGUUGGAACGCUUAUCUGUGGAUUACGGAAAGAAGUCUAAGCUUGGCUUCACUAUAUAUCCUUCACCUCAGGUAUCAACAGCAGUCGUAGAACCUUACAACAGUGUGCUCUCCACACAUUCCUUGCUUGAACACACCGAUGUUGCUGUGCUUUUGGAUAAUGAAGCUAUCUAUGAUAUAUGUCGCAAGUCCUUGGAUAUUGAGAGGCCAACCUAUACCAACUUGAAUCGCCUAAUUUCUCAAAUCAUUUCAUCGUUAACAACUUCCUUGAGGUUUGACGGAGCCAUCAAUGUCGACGUAACUGAGUUCCAGACUAACUUGGUGCCAUAUCCACGUAUUCACUUCAUGCUUUCGUCUUAUGCCCCUGUUAUCUCAGCUGAAAAGGCAUAUCAUGAGCAGCUGUCCAUCCCUGAGAUUACCAAUGCAGUUUUUGAGCCCUCAAGCAUGAUGGCAAAGUGUGACCCAAGGCAUGGAAAAUACAUGGCUUGCUGCCUGAUGUACAGAGGAGAUGUUGUGCCAAAGGAUGUUAAUGCCGCUGUCGCUACCAUCAAAACAAAAAGGACAGUUCAGUUUGUUGACUGGUGUCCAACUGGGUUCAAAUGUGGUAUCAACUAUCAGCCACCAACAGUUGUACCAGGGGGUGAUCUUGCCAAGGUGCAGCGAGCUGUGUGCAUGAUAAGCAACAACACUGCUGUGGCAGAAGUUUUCUCCAGGAUUGACCACAAAUUUGAUCUCAUGUACGCUAAGAGGGCAUUCGUUCACUGGUAUGUUGGUGAAGGCAUGGAAGAGGGAGAAUUCUCUGAAGCUCGUGAAGAUUUGGCUGCUCUUGAGAAAGAUUACGAAGAAGUUGGAGCUGAAGGGGUUGAUGAUGAGGAUGAAGAGGAAGAAUAUUAGUGUGCAUUUUUCAUAGUGAUCAUGAACAGGAUGUGUUUAAUGUCUUUCUCACUUUCUUUGUCAACAUUUAAUUCUUAUAUUCUCUUGCUUUCAUGCAAUUAAAUUGUAGAAUAUUGUCCCUUGUAAUGGAUCUGAGUUUUAUCUUCUUGAAUGGAAUGGAAUGGAAUGAUUUUGCUGCAA
Beta vulgaris subsp. vulgaris (sugar beet) is the source of this 1710-nucleotide messenger RNA. RefSeq names its product tubulin alpha-5 chain. The record is from RefSeq and is a predicted model, not a curated record. Gene Ontology annotation, cellular component: microtubule; cytoplasm. Bases 181 to 1530 code for a protein of 449 amino acids. NCBI's taxonomy places the organism in Eukaryota, Viridiplantae, Streptophyta, Magnoliopsida, Caryophyllales, Amaranthaceae. Gene Ontology annotation, molecular function: structural constituent of cytoskeleton; GTP binding. The transcript is spliced from 5 exons. Gene Ontology annotation, biological process: microtubule cytoskeleton organization; mitotic cell cycle.